Molecule: messenger RNA, 1498 nt
Organism: Paramecium sonneborni
Lineage: Eukaryota; Ciliophora; Oligohymenophorea; Peniculida; Parameciidae
Source: the annotation of a GenBank genome assembly
AUGAUAAGCUUAGAUGAGAUGGAAUCAAUUGCUAAUUCAUUUCGCAAAAAGCCUAAGAAAAACUCAUCCUUGUAGAUUCAAACAGAUGAAACAAUGGCUAUGAUAGAAAUUUUAGAAUCGGAUAUGAAUAAAUUUAGAAUAGAAAAUUUCAGACUUUAACAAUAGAUUAAGUAAUUAUAAGAGAGUUUAGUACAUUGUUCUGUCAAUGUUACAAAUACAUCUUCUAAAUUUAUGUUGCCAAGUGAAUUUAAAUUAAAAUAUGAAAAUAUGGUAAAAGAAACACUUCCAUCAGCCUUUGGUUAUCUUUUUGAUUAACCAAAAGUGUUAGUGUAAGUUGUUUAAGAAAGUUGUCUAUUUUUAGAAUAAGUAAUCAGAGAAGAACUAAAUAAUAAAACUUUACAAAUAGCCACAAUACUAGGAAUAAAUUGUUAAGGGUUAUUUAGUCUUUUAUAAAAAUUAUAUUAAGAUAAUUACUUAAAUGUAUUAGGAUUUAAUGAAAUAACAAUAAAUAAAUUAAAAUCUCAUCUGAAAUUGAAUAUUAAAAACAUAGAUGAAUUUAUAGAAGAAGAUAACGAUGAUUUGAUUGAAUGGAUGAAAUAAUAUUGGUUAUUGUUAUCUUAUAUAAUACUAAGUGAUUAAGAGAUCAACAUAGGUUUUAGUAGAGUGAUAUAUGAGAUAGUUUCAUAUCAAAAAAAUGAAUAUUAUUGUGUAGAUGGUUUUGGCAAAGAAGGAGCUAAAAGUUUGGUGAUUUUACCACCAAUAAUGAGAAAGAAUUAACCAUUUAAUGGAGUGAAACAUUCAGUAUUAAUAUUACCAACCAAUUUUGAUUGCUCAAUAUUUAAUUAAGAAAAUAAUUUAUCAGAUAAAAUCUAAGAAUUGAGAUCUUAUAAUUCCCCUAAAUAAUUAACUAUUCCUUAAGAAAUAAGAGUUGUUGAAGAGAGUAAAAGAAGCAGUUUAUAACAUAGUGCAAGAGAAAAUACUUUUUAAACUUAGGGAUUUGAAAAAUUUGAUACAUUUGAGGAAUGUAGAAUUAAACCAUAACAAAAGUAACCAUUAAAAUCAAUGAAGGAAACUCUUAACAAAUUAAAUUAAUAUAAUAAUAGUAGUAAUAAUUAAUCAUUUAAAGAAAUCUCUCGACUUCUCAAGUAAGAUUCUAAAGAUAACAAAAAGUUUAGGUAAAUUAUUACUCAUAUUUAGUUAGUUAAAUUAUAUAUAAAAUAAGAUUAAUGAUAGUAAUUGGAGUAGAAUUCUUGCUAAUAAAAGAAAUAAAGAAAAUAAUUAACAUCUCAAUUAAUCAUAAAAUUAACCCUCCCAAUUAACCAUUUAAUAAUUUAUUAAAAAGAUUAAGAUAGAUUUUUCUCGUCCUCUGAAAAGCCGCCAUGAAGAGUCAAAAUUCAUUAAAUCAUAAUAGGAUAGUUUCAGAUAAAGAGCUCAGUCAAAUGAUGGAAAAUUUGUUAAAUUUUAUAAUGAUUCCUUUAAUUAGAAAUUAAAUAAUUGA